Molecule: messenger RNA, 2440 nt
Organism: Rhinichthys klamathensis goyatoka
Lineage: Eukaryota; Metazoa; Chordata; Actinopteri; Cypriniformes; Leuciscidae
Gene: pigr
Product: polymeric immunoglobulin receptor
Cellular component (GO): plasma membrane
Molecular function (GO): transmembrane signaling receptor activity
Source: RefSeq, a predicted model, not a curated record
AUGACUCUUUCGCUACUUCUAACCAUUCUUGUUCUCGGUGAACUGCCAGGUUCCUACUGCACCGUGACCACUGUAGGAGACCUGGCUGUGCUGGAGGGUCAGUCCGUCACUGUCCCGUGUCACUAUAACCCGCAGUAUAUCAGCCAUGUGAAGUACUGGUGCAACGGCUGGACGAAGGACUUCUGCUCCAGCCUGGCACGCACCGAUGACCCCACAUCAGCCCCUAACGCCAGGGGAAGGGUGACGAUCGCGGAUGACCCCUCGCAGCAUGUGUUCACCGUGAGCAUGCAGGACCUGACGGUGGGGGAUUCGGGGUGGUACCGGUGUGGGGUGGAGCUCGGAGGGAUCUGGGUUGCUGACAGCACUGCCUCCCUUUAUAUCAGCGUCAUUCAAGGUGUGUCAGUGGUGAGCAGUAUGGUGAGUGCAGAUGAAGGCAGUAGUGUCACUGUUCAGUGUCUCUAUAGUAAGAACCUCAGGUCCAGUGAGAAGCAGUGGUGUCGCAGUGGGAACUGGAAGUCCUGCAUGGUGACGGAUUCUGAAGGAACAUUCAGCAGUAGAAACGUGCUCAUCCACGAUGACAAGAACAGCAUGUUCACUGUGACACUAACACAGCUGGAGAUGAGAGACUCGGGCUGGUACUGGUGUGGUUCCGGUCAGAAGAACGGGCUUGUUCAUGUGUUAGUUACACCACAAGCCACAACACGGGCCACAGUGUCUCCUGUCCAGUAUCUGGAGACAACAGUCCGGGCUCCGUCUGUAAUGGGCACAAAUGACCCUCACAGUCGUCCUGUUUGGGAGUCUCCUCUCGUGGUGUGUGGGGUAGUACUUCUGGUCAUGACUGUGUCUCUGGCACUUUGGAAGUUGCGGAAACAGUAUAAGAAAAAGCAGAAGCAUCAAAGGACAACGAUAAUCGGACAAACGAACGAGAAUCUCACAAUGUGUCCAUGGACAGAAGGAGACCAAGAACACAUCAGUGAUUUUCCUAAACACACCAGCUCAGCAGGUCCAAAUGCUCUAACAGGAGCCUUAUGGGAAACAACUCAUGGACAUUCUGAUGAUGGAGAAUUUAAAUUUCUUCGCUCAGGUCCUGAAUGCACAACAGGAUCAGCAAGCAGAGAGUUAACGGUUCAGACUGGAGGAUCUGUCGUUAUUCCAUGUUAUUAUGACAGGAAACACACAGAACACAAGAAAUACUGGUGCUUUCAUGCAAAAUCGGCAUUUAAUUACUGCUCUAUUCUGGCAUAUGCUAAUGAAACCAAAGGAAAAGUGUCAGUAAUGGAUCAUCCAGAUCAGAGUUUCUUUACUGUGACUAUGAGAAACCUGCAGCGUGAAGACACUGGAUCUUACUGGUGUGUUGAGGAGAUUGGAGGAAUAUUUCAAAAAGAUGAAACAGAGCAGCUUCAUCUCACAGUUCAAUCAGCUCCUGAUGUGUCUGUGAAGAACAGCAGUGUAUCUGGACAUGAAGGUGAUAAUGUCAGUGUCCAGUGUUUCUACACUUCUGGAUAUCAGAAUAAACUCAAACAGUGGUGCAGAAUUAAAGACCAGAGCUGUUACACAGUGGGGAGGAAUGACACAUCCCAGAAUUCAUCAGUCCAGAUCAGUGAUGACGGGAGAAGCUCCUUCACUGUGUUGAUGACUGGACUGAGACUCAGUGAUUCUGGAUGGUACUUCUGCUCUGCUGGAGAUCAACAGGUUUCUGUUCAACUCACGGUCACUGCAGUUGUGACCACAGAAGAAUUUAACAAAAAUAGCAACAACAAUCCAACAUCAAGCACUGAAGAUCAGCAGAAUAAGCAUUAUGGGUAUCUGGAGGUGUGGAUUCCGACGGUCGUGUUGUUUCUGCUGUUGGUGACUGUCGUGUCAGCUGUAAAACUGAGAAAGAAGAACAACAUAAAUAACACCAACAUUACAGAGGUGAACCGAGAUGGAGACAGUGACGCAGGAAACGGUGUCUGUUCAUCAUCAGCGGUUGCAGAGAAUGACGUGACUUACAGCUCUGUGACAGUACGACCUAAAACUAAAGCAUUUAGCCCAGUAUCAGUGGAGGACGAGGUGACCUACAGCUCUGUGCACAAACAGUGAGAAGUUACAGGUGCAUGUUCCUGAGCAAAUAUGAACACACCAACUUGAAACAAGCUAACAUUUUCCAUGCAUCAUUACAAUGCAAAGCAAGCAAAGUCUCAAUUCAUGAUAAAAUGAUAUUAAUAUAACUAUAUCAUGCUUUAUAAUGUACAGUCACUUGUGGUGGCACAAUGUAAAUACAUGUUAAUGCAACUUGUCUAUAAAAAUUCAGUUAAAGGAUUUCACCGUAAGCGUUAUUUAGGAAUAGGUGUGUAAAUUGUUCAUUGUAAAAAGCAUAAAGCAUUCAUAAUAUAUUUGCAAAUUUGUAAUGUGCUUGCUUUAAGUGUGACAAUAAAAUAAACAAAACUUUGGCAUAUUA